This is a messenger RNA of Odontomachus brunneus, 1433 nucleotides long. RefSeq lists its product as uncharacterized. The transcript is spliced from 5 exons. The record is from RefSeq and is a predicted model, not a curated record. Lineage: Eukaryota; Metazoa; Arthropoda; Insecta; Hymenoptera; Formicidae. The coding region runs from base 224 to 937 and encodes 237 amino acids.
GUUGGUUCAUGGAGUAUAUUUACACGUGCUACCCGUUUUGUUGUAACCUAUAAUUUAAAAAGAUAGCGUACUAAAUAACAAAAUAGAUUGUAGCCAGCCGAAGAUACUUAAAAUUACAAAAAACGAAAAUAUAAUCUAAAUCUUUAAAUAGUAAUACGAAAAGAUCUGUAAUUUUCCGUAUGAAUAGAAUUUGUUGAUUAAUUGAUACAACAGCGACAAAAUUAUGUCUGUGUCACAGAAGUUACAUCAAAGGCUGGCAAAACAAAGGGAACGUACAUUGAAUGUAUGUCUUCCUCAUGUGAUAAAGGAUCGAAAGGAUGUCGAGAAUUUAUUCGUCGGUGACUUCCAUAUAAAAUUACCACGACAGUCCAGUAGGUCAUGUCAUGUUGUGUUCACCAGUGUGGAAGAGAAGAUCAAGAAUCAGAAGCUUGUGAAGAAAAAGAUGGUGAAUGGCAAACAUAUUGUAGUUCAUGCAUUACAUGACAUUGUAAUUGAAAAAAAGAAUGAGACAAAAAAGAGGAAGAAAAAGAAGAUCUUUAUGCCAAAAAUUACACCUGAUGUUAAAGUGACACAAGGGAUAUUUGUUGCAAAUAUAGAGAUUCAUACAAAAGCAGAUGAAAUCAGAGGUGCCUUACCUGGAUGUGUCUCUGUAACUUUAUUGAAACCUUACAAUAAGAAUUUCAGAAGUGCGAUAGCAAAGAUGGAGAAUAUCCAGACAGCAGCAGAAUACUUGAAGAAGAAGCGUAAAUGGCCAAUUAUAAGAGGGCAUAAAGUAUCUUUAAAACCAGACACCAGAACAAAGCAUAAAAGAAAAGAACCUACAGGCAUCUUAAAGAUUUAUGAUGGCACAACAGAAGAAUCUGUUAAGGAAGAAUGUGAAUCUAGUGAAAAUCAUAAGAAAUCAGACUGUAUGGAGAGCAACGAGGAAAAUAGUUAAAGGACAUCGCCAUUUGCCCAGCGAACGUAAGGUGGAGCGCGGUUACGUUUUCGUAUUGCAAAACCUUCUUACUGCAACAUAAUUGGUUCUUGAGGUUCCUGGCCCCUUGCUCCUGAUGUCAUCAAUCAAGAGUUCCGCGGCGAAGGACCAGGGGUUUUAAUUUUAACUUAAACUAGAUUCGCGUUAACGUUUUGCUGACUUUGUCUCGAUGUUUCUACAUGUAGGAGGAAUCGAUCGACAAGUCUAAGCAAGUAUACAUGCUUAAUCGAUCGAUUCCUUCCUGCGAGAGUCAAAAGUCAACGAUACAACAAGGAAGUGUUUAGUAUUCGUGACUGUAAUUGCAUAAUGAAGUAUAAUUAUAGUCAAGAAAACUAUUUUUGUAGUCAGCGCUACUAUAUCAGCGAUAAUAAUCUUUCGUUGCUACUUUUUAUCAGAACAAAAAAAUGUGAUAUCAAAAAAACUGUAAUUUUAACGAAAUAAACCGUUUUUCUCAGUG